Molecule: messenger RNA, 1098 nt
Organism: Teleopsis dalmanni
Lineage: Eukaryota; Metazoa; Arthropoda; Insecta; Diptera; Diopsidae
Exons: 1
Coding region: 1-1098 (365 amino acids)
Source: RefSeq, a predicted model, not a curated record
AUGCAAGAUGUUUUCCUAUUUUCGUUCAAUGCGCAACCAGGUCAAAUUGUAACAAAACGCACCAUUUUAUCCCUUGCGUCUUCAUUAUUCGACCCGCUUGGAUUACUAGCACCAAUCAUACUCGUAGCAAAAAUUAUGAUGCAAGAAUUGUGGCUGUUGCGUGUAGACUGGGACGAGUCGGUCCCUCAAAAUCUUCACUCAGCUUGGAAAACAUUUAUUCAAGAUCUCACAACGCUUUCAUCGGUUAAGGUGCCGAGAUACUGCCUAUCAAUAAACCAUCAACAGGUUGAUGUACACGGUUUCUGUGACGCUUCAAUACGCGCAUAUGGUUGCUGCAUAUUUCUCCGAUCACAAAACACAUCAGGUAAGGUGACGGUCAAGCUAUUUACUGCAAAAUCCCGUGUGGCACCUAUAAAGCGGAAGUCGCUACCUAAACUAGAACUCUGUGGUGCCUUACUUCUUGCCAAACUGUAUCAGAAGGUCCAACCAAUAUUUGCGCAAUUUAAGGGUGAAACGUUUUUUUGGACUGAUUCACAGAUUGUAUUACAUUGGUUGAAGCAGCACUCAUCAACCCUGUCUGCAUUCGUUGGCAAUCGAGUAGCGGAAAUUCAAGAUAUUACCGCAAAUGGGCAAUGGAGACACGUUCCUACCCAAUCCAAUCCGGCAGAUGUUGUGUCGCGCGGCUGUAACAUCCGCCAAUUAACAGAGUCCUGUUGGUUCACGGGGCCGGAAUUUUUGUUACUCGCUGAUAAAUACUGGCCGCAUUUGAAAUGUCACAACCUGGAUAUGGAAGAAGUCAAUAAAGAGACGCGAAAGGUUGUAUUUGUUAACACAAAUGAAGACAACUACGUAUUACAGGUAUUGUCAAGAUAUAGUUCAUACACUAAGAUGCUACGAGUAAUAGCACAGGUACAGCGAUUCUAUCAUGUAACCAAGAAUAAAUUGACGAACGGAGAAUGUACCCUCCAACCUAUUCAGCUACAAAAGGCAUUGCACUGUAUUAUUUGGGUCAUCCAACAGCAAAUCUUCGAAAUUGAUAUACAACGCCUACAACGAGGGAACCCAGCCGAAGGUACAUUAAAGCAUCUGUUAAGGUAG